AUGUUGCGUCAUGUAAUAGACACAAAUGUCAAUGUGGAAGUGGAACACUUACUUAAUUGUGGACAAGCUGCAAGAGAUUACCUUCUUUCCGUUGUCAACCAUGUUUUUAUAAGUGGACAGUUCCCUGUAGCUCUGAAGAAAGGUCUUGUUACUCCUAUUUUUAAAAACAAAGGUGAACCCAACGAGUCGUCCAACUAUCGCGGGAUAACAGUGUUACCAGUAAUCGGCAAGGUAAUAGAGGCGCUUCUUCGAAAAAGAAUAGCUGAAUGUAUACAACUCAAUCAAAAUAAAUUCCAACGGGGAUUUACAAAAAACUCAUCACCAUUGAAUGCUGCUUUUAUUAUUGAGGAACUUUAUAGAGAAAGUAAAGACAACAAGGCAGAUAUGCACCUUAUCCUAUUGGAUGCCAAAUCAGCAUUUGACGUGGUGAAUCAUAAAUAUCUACUACGCAGAUUGUUUCAUAUUGGGGUUACUGAUAAACAUUGGUCUAUUGUUGAAAGUUUUCAUAGAAAUUGCAUCAGUUCAGUGAAAUGGAUGAGUCAAGUGUCUUCGGAAUUCCGGGUGCAUCAAGGCGUGAAGCAAGGAGGCGUGCUCAGCACUGAUCUCUACAAGAUCUACGUUAACCCCCUUCUAGAUAGGCUGGUCGACGCAAAUAUUGGAUCCUCGAUAGGCAGUGUCAGAUGUUCUACUAGCGCUUGUGCCGACGACAUAUGCCUGUGUGCAGAUUCUUUGAUCGAGGUGCAGGGGCUGCUAAACAUCUCAGCUGAGUUUGCAAACAUGGAACGGUAUCUGCUUCAACCUAAGAAGAGUGUACAUAUACAUGUUAAUCCUCGGCGUAAAAACAAUACACACCUCCCUUUGAUACUAAAUGGAUCAGAGCUUCCUACAGUGAAGAGAGCACUGCAUUUGGGAAUUAUUCGUACAAAUUCUCUACUGAACAAUCAAAAAGAAAAUGUUGAUGAAAAUCUUAAGAAGGCAAGAAGAAAAGCAUACAGCCUAUUUGGAAGUGGUUAUCAAGGGCACGAGGGACUCAACAUAUCCUCUGUGAUCCUUCUAUACAAGACAUACGUGGUACCGGUAUUGUUGUAUGGAUUGGAGCUUUUACUUCCACCAGAAAGCAUGAUCAAUAAGCUUGAACUGUUUCAAAGAAAAUUCGUAAAAGAUAUCCUUCGGUUACCGGACAACACAGCAAACCCCUCCAUUAAUCUCAUAACUGGAAUUUUACCGAUUGAAGCGCAAAUCCAUAUUCGUGCACUAACUUUUCUCCAUACUUUAUUGAUGCAAGAUGACAAUAGUGCUGAAAAAGAAAUCCUAACGAGGCAGAUACAAAUAAAGUCAGUUAACAGUGCAUCUUGGUUUGUAGAAGUGCAAAAGUUCAUGUGGUUAUAUGAUCUUGGUUCGAUUGAGGAUAUUCUGCGAGAUACACCCACUAGAGGCCGUUGGAAAACUAUUAUCCACGGUGCUGUCAACCGAUACUGGAUUAAGCGCAUAGACAGUCUCGUACCCCUGUACUCUACACUACAAUUCCUAGUACAUGAUACAUUUACACCGGGCAAAGUAAUUCCUCUUCUGGCACCAGAGUUUUCGGCAAGAGAAUCAUACCGUAUGAAGGUUAAGUUGCGGCUGUUAACCGGAACAUAUUAUCUUCAGUCAACCAGAGUGAAUUUUAAUCAAUACGACAUUGAUCCUACUUGCCAAGUGUGCGGGGAGGCUGUAGAAACAGUUGAGCAUUUUGUUUUGAAAUGUAUCGCAUUGGACGGUAUUAGGGGUACUAUUCUGGGUGACAUUGAACAUCAAUGGAGAGAGAUUACAGGAACCGACUUUACAGGGCUAGACGACAAUACUAAGCUUGCCAUUAUAGUCAACAGUUGA
Molecule: messenger RNA, 1872 nt
Organism: Mercenaria mercenaria
Lineage: Eukaryota; Metazoa; Mollusca; Bivalvia; Venerida; Veneridae
Exons: 2
Coding region: 1-1872 (623 amino acids)
Source: RefSeq, a predicted model, not a curated record